Messenger RNA from Emys orbicularis (European pond turtle), 1473 nucleotides. It is a transcript of the gene AGBL4, whose product is annotated as AGBL carboxypeptidase 4. NCBI's taxonomy places the organism in Eukaryota, Metazoa, Chordata, Testudines, Emydidae. The transcript has 13 exons. Gene Ontology annotation, molecular function: zinc ion binding; metallocarboxypeptidase activity. Gene Ontology annotation, biological process: proteolysis; protein side chain deglutamylation. The record is from RefSeq and is a predicted model, not a curated record. The coding region runs from base 1 to 1473 and encodes 490 amino acids.
AUGGCAUUGGCUAGAGUAUACAGUAGUGACCUAGGAAGUGAUGAUAUCAUAGCAGGGAAUGUAAGCAAAUAUGCCGUUCUCCCAGCUGGUUACUAUGGACAGCCUAAAAAAGGACAUCUUAUAUUUGAUGCCUGUUUUGAAAGUGGUAACCUUGGACGUGUGGAUCACAUCACAGAGUUUGAGUAUGACCUGUUCAUUAGGCCGGAUACCUGUAACCCACGCUUUCGAGUUUGGUUCAACUUCACUGUUGAAAAUGUGAAAGAGUCACAGAGGGUAAUUUUCAACAUUGUCAACUUCAGUAAAACAAAAAGCCUCUAUCGUGAUGGAAUGACUCCUAUGGUGAAAUCCACAAGCAGACCAAAAUGGCAAAGGCUGCCACCUAAAAAUGUAUAUUACUAUCGUUGCCCAGACCACAGAAAGAACUAUGUCAUGUCAUUUGCUUUCUGCUUUGACCGAGAGGAUGACAUUUACCAAUUUGCCUACUGCUACCCGUACACAUAUACUCGGCUCCGACACUAUCUCGACACCUUACAAAGGAGGAACAUGGACUACUUUUACAGAGAAUUGCUGGGACUCAGUGUGCAACAACGGCAACUUGACCUGCUGACUAUAACCAACCCUGUAAACCUGCGGUCUGGAGCUGAGCAGAAAGUGGUGUUCAUCACUGCCCGUGUCCACCCUGGAGAAACUCCCUCUUCCUUUGUAUGCCAAGGUAUAAUUGACUUCCUCGUGAGCCAACAUCCCAUAGCCAAAGUAUUGCGAGAUCACUUGGUCUUCAAGAUAGCUCCAAUGCUUAAUCCAGAUGGGGUAUAUCUAGGAAACUACAGGUGCUCCUUGAUGGGGUUUGAUUUAAACCGACACUGGGUGGAUCCGUCUCCCUGGGCUCAUCCCACGCUGCAUGGAGUAAAACAGCUCAUCGUUCAGAUGUACAACAAUCCGAAAAUUAGCCUGGAGUUCUAUAUUGACAUCCAUGCCCACUCCACCAUGAUGAAUGGCUUCAUGUAUGGGAACAUCUUCGAAGAGGAAGAAAGAUUUCAGAGACAAGCUAUUUUCCCCAAGCUACUCUGUCAGAAUGCUGAAGAUUUCUCGUUUUCUAGCACGUCCUUCAACCGUGAUGCUGUGAAGGCAGGGACAGGACGACGCUUCCUCGGCGGCUUAUUGGACCAUUCUUCUUAUUGCUAUACUCUGGAAGUCUCAUUCUACAGCUACAUCCUUGGAGGAACUACUUCUAAUGUCCCCUAUACAGAAGAAGCCUAUAUGAAGUUAGGGAGAAAUGUGGCCAGAACAUUCUCGGAUUACUACCGGCUAAACACCAUAUCAGAGAGACCACUGGCACCUAUCCCCAACACACGGAAAGAAAAAAUGCCCCCCUUUAAAUGUGCCACCCAGCGGGGCCCAGGGAAUAGCCACCCAGGCCGCAAGCUACAGAAGAGAAGCCAGACAAACCCUACGGAGCUCUCUCACUCGUCAUAA